Messenger RNA from Merops nubicus (carmine bee-eater), 1401 nucleotides. RefSeq names its product ubiquitin-like modifier-activating enzyme 1. Gene Ontology annotation, molecular function: ubiquitin activating enzyme activity. Lineage: Eukaryota; Metazoa; Chordata; Aves; Coraciiformes; Meropidae. Gene Ontology annotation, biological process: ubiquitin-dependent protein catabolic process; protein ubiquitination; DNA damage response. The record is from RefSeq and is a predicted model, not a curated record. The transcript has 10 exons. The annotation marks the transcript as partial. Gene Ontology annotation, cellular component: cytoplasm; nucleus.
GGGCCGCAGCAGGGGCCGCUGGAUGAGGACGUGGUAGAAGCCUUCGCCAGCGUGAGCGUGGGGGACCUGUGCCCCGUGGCCGCCGUCGUCGGGGCCAUGGCAGCCCAGGAGGCGCUGAAGGUGAGCGGGGUGGAGGUCCCGGGCCCUGGAGUCCCACUGGUCAUGCUCUGCAUGGUCCAGCAGCCUGGAGCCAUUGGCUGUGAGCUGCUGAAAAACUUUGCCAUGAUGGGUCUGGCGGCGGCGCCAGGUGGGCACCUCACCGUCACCGACAUGGACACUGUUGCCCUCUCCAACCUCCAUCGGCAACUUCUCUACCGCUCGGCAGAUAUAUCGCCGAAGUCAGUGGUGGCCGCGGCGGCUGUGCGACGAAUGAACCCAAAUGUCAGGGUGACAGCUCACCAGAACCAGGUGGGACCUGCCACUGAGAUGCUCUACGGGGAUGACUUUUUCCACCACCUGGAUGGUGUUGCCAGUGCCCUGGACACGCUGGAGGCCCGCACCUACUUGGAGAGCCGCUGCCUCCGCUACCUCACGCCACUGCUGGACUCGGGCACGGAGGGGCCACGGGGCAACGUCCUGGCCAUGGUACCACCCCUGACCAAGCCACUGGAGCCAGCUGGUGCCCCCGAGAAUGACACCUUCCCCCCCUGCACCUUGCGGUACUUCCCCCACACCAUCCAGCACACGCUGCAGUGGGCCCGCAAUGAGUUUGAGGGGCUCUUCCAGCUGCCCGCUGAGCACGUCAACCGGUUCAUAGAAGACCCGGCUUUCCUGGAGCAGCUGCCGGUGGGGAAGGCCGUGGAGGUCCUGAAGGAAGUGCAGAGGAGCCUGCGGGAGCGGCCGCGGGACUGGGGGGACUGUGUGCGAUGGGCCCGCAAGCACUGGCAGAGCCGCUACCAUGAUGGCAUCGCCGAGCUGCUGCACACCUUCCCCCCGGAGCACGAAACCAGCCCAGGUGUCCCCUUCUGGGCAGGGGACAGGAUCUGUCCCCAUCUGUUGACGUUUGACCCCGACAAGGACACCCACCUGGAGUACAUUCUGGCUGCUGCCCACCUCUUUGCCCAAGCACACAAGGUGCCACCACGCAGUGACCGGGCGGCUGCCCAGACCAUCCUCCGCAGCAUGGUCCUGCCACCCUUCGUGCCCCAGGAGAGGCUCCAGAUCCCCCUCACAGAGGAGCAGGAGGAGGCUCAGGUGCCUGCAGACCACAGGCGGCUGGCAGAGCUCACCCAGGACCUAGUGCAGCAGAGGCAGGAGCUGGUAGGGAGCGAGGAGGUGCAGGUGCCUCUGAUGGAGCCCAUCCACUUUGAGAAGGACAACAACAUCCACAUGGACUUCAUCACAGCGGCGUCCAACCUGCGUGCAGAGAACUACGGGAUCCCUCCUGCUGACUGGCUGCCG